GGGCUCGUGGGGGAGGCGGAGUCUCGGCAGUCCUGGCAGGGCCGCCAUUUUUGCAAAGGGAAAAGAGACUGUUUGAGGGGAUCUAAUUUCUAAAAGUCGCCGUUGAUAAGGGCACAGUUUUAACGGUUACCUAUUAAUUUGGAGUCAAAUUCGGGCUCCCGCGUAGAACAAGAGGACAGAUAUUUCCACCGAGAGAAUACUGCUUCCAGGACGCGUUCAAAUACAAACAUUUUAAAGCUUUGCUAGGAUCCGCAGUGUGUGGACAGAAGUAUUGUUUUGGUUGUGGAAGCUGUGUGGAAAGCGACGGGGGUCUCACCCAGGUCCCCGAAUUCGCUCUUCAGAUCCUCCAGAGUGGACAUAAAGCGGCCUUGUGGAUGCACUUAGAUGUCUGCAAUGACUGCUGUGGCUGGCAUGCCUCAGUGUUUUGGACUCCCAUUCUCUGGACUCAGUAGGACAAGAACUGAUCAGCAGAGAACGUCAUGAGCAUAGUCAUCCCAGUAGGGGUGGACACAGCAGACACCUCAUACCUGGACAUGGCUGCGGGCUCAGACAGACCUGAAUCGGUGGAGGCCAGCCCUGUGGUGGUGGAAAAGUCCAGCUACCCACACCAGAUCUACAGCAGCAGUUCUCACCAUUCCCACAGUUACAUUGGCCUGCCUUAUGCUGACCAUAACUAUGGGGCCCGGCCCCCACCUACACCGCCAGCCUCCCCUCCCCCCUCCAUGUUGAUCCGACAAGGAGAGGGGGGGCUGUUUGUUCCAGGGGGUCAGGACGAAGCAUCUCGGGGCACCACGCUCAGCACCUCAGAGGAUGGCAGCUACGGGGCUGACAUCACCCGCUGCAUCUGUGGCUUCACCCAUGAUGACGGCUACAUGAUCUGCUGUGACAAGUGCAGUGCCUGGCAGCAUAUAGACUGCAUGGGCAUCGACAGGCAGAACAUUCCUGAGACCUACCUGUGUGAACGCUGCCAACCACGACACCUGGACAGAGAGAGGGCCAUCCUGCUGCAGACCAGGAAACGGGAAUGUUUGUCUGAUGGGGACACCAGUGCUACAGAGAGUGGAGAUGAAGUGCCGCUAGAGCUCUACUCCACCUUCCAACACACGCCUACCACCAUCACACUGACGACCGGGCGCCUUGGCAAUAAGCAGGCUGACAAAAAAAGAAAAAAGAGUGGUGAUAAAGAGCCUCCAGCGGGUUCUGCACGAGCCAAGAAGGCUUUCAGAGAGGGGUCCAGAAAGUCCUCCAGAGUAAAGCUUUGUGAUUUUAUCGCUCAGGGUGCAGCUCCGGAGCAGGAGCCCACCGAGCACCCGUCCCUUUGGGAGAACAAGAUCAAGACGUGGAUGGAGCGUUACGAGGAGGCCAGCAGUAAUCAGUACAGCGAGGACGUCCAGGUCCUGCUGCGUGUCAAAGAGCAGGGCGACGGCAAGAGCCUGGCUUACAACACGCACCCUGCUUCCUUCAAACCCCCUGUGGAGAGUCAAGUUCAGAAAAACAAGAAGAUCCUCAAGGCGGUGCGAGACUUGGCCCCAGACUCCCUCAUCAUUGAGUACAGGGGAAAGUUCAUGCUUCGACAGCAGUUUGAGGCCAACGGUUACUUUUUCAAGAGGCCGUACCCAUUUGUGCUAUUUUAUUCCAAAUUCGACGGACUGGAGAUGUGUGUGGACGCACGCAGUUUUGGGAAUGAGGCACGCUUCAUCCGUCGCUCCUGCACCCCUAACUCUGAAGUGCGGCACGUCGUCGAGGAUGGCAUGCUGCAUUUAUACAUCUACUCACUGAGGCCUAUCAUAAAGGGCACAGAGAUCACCAUCGGUUUUGAUUUCGACUACGGCAGCUGUAAAUACAAGGUGGACUGUGCCUGCCUGAAGGGAAACCCCGAGUGCCCCGUGCUCAAGCACAACCUGGAGCCCACGGAGAACAUGGGCUCGGGAGGCCGACGCCGACGAAGCCUCAAGGACAAGGAAAUGGUCCGGGACGACUUGGGCCAGAACCAGAACGUGGGCCUGGACGGCGAGGGGAAGAGCAAGAGCGUGGGCGACGGGAAGCAGAGGAAGCUGUCUCCUCUUCGCCUCUCCAUCUCUAACAACCAGGAUCCUGAGUUAUAUGAGGAUCUAGAAGACAAAACCUCCGUUAGCAAUGAAGUAGAGAUGGAGUCAGAGGAGCAGAUUGCAGAGAGGAGGAGGAAGAUGGCCAGCCCAGCGGAGCAGUCCCAUCUCCCUGUGUGGGCGGCCUCCAGCUGGAAGGGACUGAAACACAAGGAGACACGAGAGGAGAGGAAGAUGGAGGCCAUCCUGCAAGCCUUUGCCCGCAUGGAGAAGAGGGAGAAGCGCAGGGAGCAGGCGCUGGAGAGGAUCGGGACCGUCAAGACGGAGGUCGGGGGUCGCAGCGACAUCAAGGACGAGCCUCCAGUCACUCCAGAGAUGGCGGAUUCUCCAACUGUGAUGCAGCCGCUCCUGGAGGUGAAAGAGGAACCGGGCUUAAAACCAGCGAAGGUAAAAGGCUCCAGGAACCGGAAGAGCUUCUCGAGGAAUCGCACGCACAUCGGCCAACAGCGCCGGCGAGCUCGCACCAUCAGCACCUGCUCGGACCUGCCGCCCGGCUCUCCAAUCGAGUCCAUCGAGCCUCUGAGCAACGAGAUGCCCGAGGGAGAGAUGCUGCCUGCGCCCGAGCCUGAGGCCAUCGACGCUCAAGGAGCCCCGGAGUCCAGCCCCCCACACAGCUGCUCACCUGCACCGGACAGAGUACGCACCGGGAGCAAGAACUUCAAAACUAAAAAGCACUUUGUGAGCGAGUGGGUGGGAGAGAAGCAGCAGCAGCAGAUGCAGGACCACAGUGGAGUACGGACCCCGGAGCCGGUCCCAGAGAGGCCGCUGAGAAUAAGCAGCGACCCCGAGGUCCUCGCCACGCAGCUGAACGCCCUCCCCGGCAUGGCCUGCUCGCCACAGGUCUACAGCACGCCCAAACACUACGUCCGCUUCUCCUCGCCCUUCCUGGCAAACCGCAGCCCGACAACUCCGGGAGUCCCUACGGGGAGACGGCGUUCCAGAGAACUGCCAGAAACGCCACCGACCACGGGCUCUUGCAAGAAGCGAUGGCUGAAGCAGGCUCUGGAGGAGGAGGGAUCCCCCAGCCCGGCCAGGCGACCUAGUCUGUUCAUGCCCUGUGAGGGUCCUCUCAGCCCCUCUAUCAACGGAGACUCUGACAGCCCCCUCCCUUACAACGGCACCUGCUCUUUACCAGAGUUGCCCACACCUUUGAAGAAGCGACGGUUAAGCCCGUUGGACGCCUGUAUCUCUGAGAGCUCCACGCCCUACGGUUCCCCGUGUGCCACGCCCACCAGGGCCGAGCAACCGGAGGCCCCCGCGACCCCCGUCUUACUGGCUACGCCGCCUCGGACUCGAAUAGAGGAGCCAAGUACAGAGCCCCUGCCCAGCACCCCAACACACACACUUAGCACCCCUCAGGAGAGUGAAUCUUCAGCGGAAAGCUCCCCAGAGGUCAGCCGGAAACCCAGCGUACAAGAGGCCGAUCGUCCUCCUUCGUUGGUCUCCUCUCCCUGCAUCCGAGCCACCAGUUCAGACGGACUUCCCACAGAAGUCAAGCUGUCUGCUCCGGACAGUCCGCAGCCUCCAGCUUCUGAAUCCGUGGACUCUGGAGAGGACCGUGCAGAUGCUGCAGUGGUAGAAGUCAGCAGUGAGGCCUCCUCGUCCGCAGAAACUUGUGCUUCCUCUUUUUCUGGAUGGAUCAAAAGUCCGGACAGAGGCCCGACUGGACCAGCUGGCCUGAACUUCUCUCCAGUCAACUCAAACUUACGGGACCUCACCCCCUCACACACCCUGGAGCCUCUGGUUGCUCCGUUCAGGCCCGACGCUGCAGCGGGGGCUGCGGCAGGGUCCACAGCGGGGACGGGGACUCUGGUUGUCUCUCAGGCCCCCUUCAGUGAAGGACAGGGGCCGCUCUUUUAUCCUUGCGCUGAGGAAGGUGGUCUCGCUUUCUCACGCUCGCUUAGCGGGGACGGCAGCGGAGAGGGCGGAGGGUCGGCGCAGAACCCACCACAGAAGAAGAAGGUGUCUCUUCUGGAAUACAGGAAGCGUCAGCGCGAAGCUCGGCGCAGCGGCUCCAAAACCGAAUGCAGCUCUCCCGUCGCCACCGUGCCGCCUCUGAGCGUGGACGCCUUCCCCUGUGCUCCGGAGAUCACCAGUGAACCUCCUCCGCCCCCGGCCCCCGCUGUGCCCUGCAACACCACCACCAUCAUCACCACCACCCCCACCACCGCCACCACCCCCAACACCAACCCCCCAGCUGUCAAAGAGCCACAGCCCAGCGAAGAGGCCGAGGCGUCCGGAGAGAAGGGGGAGAGAGAGGGAGGAGAGGGACAGUGGACGUCGUCCACCUCUGUAGAGCAGGCCCGAGAACGCAGCUACCACAGAGCUCUGCUGCUCAGCAAAGACAAAGACACAGAUGCUGAGGCAGAAGGUGGAGAUACACCCGCACUUAGAGACUGCCCUUCCCCGAGUCUCCAAAAGACCCCCACCCACGCACCGGGCUCUCCUGGUCCUCCCGCUCAGCCUCCCAGCCGGCCCACAAAGGAGGAAGACGCCGAAAGUCAGCCGCGGACGCCGAACCCCACCAGCCAGCCCCCGAGCAAGCCUGCAGGACCCAAACCCACCCCUCUGACUCCCACUAAGCUGCUUCCUACCCCCUUACCCUCAUCUCCUGUUCACUACCCCGGACCCUCCCUCCUGCACUCCCCCAAACCUCAGCCUCAAGGCUCCCCCUUCCGCAGCCAGAGGGCGCUGUUCUCCACCCAGCCUCCGAACCAACCUCAGCCUCAGGCACAGGCCGGCCCCGCUCCUUUCCCCCAGUACAAUGCCCAGAGUGCUCCCCCACCACCUCCCCCUCCUCCCCCGGCACCUCCAGUCUCCACGGCGUACUUCCCCAACCCGAGCCCCUCACCUGCAGGACCCUUCCCCGGGUUUAAACCCUCCGUUACCCCUCCUUACCCUCCUGGUUCUCAGCCUAUGAUGCAGACUCUCCCCAUCAGCGUGCACUAUCAGAGCUCGGCUGCUCCUCCACCGCCUCCCCCUCCGCCCCCCCACCCGAUGCCCGGCCCCACCCUCCUGCACUUGCAGCCUCCUCCCAUCCAGCAGCACCAGCUCCUGCUGACUACAGCUCCUCCGCCGCCGCCUCCUCCACAAGGCCAGGCCGCCCAGACGCAGCAGCAGCAGCAGCCACCUCCAGGCGGCGGCAACCUGCUGUCCCUCACCCCUCCUCCACCUCCUCCCCCACCUCCCCCCGCGCCCUCGUCCAACGCCCCAAUGCAGCCCCUCCACUUUCAGAACUUAGCGGGGUUUCAGCCGGCGUUGCUGCACCCAGGUGCCGCCGCCAACCCUUCAGUACCCCCAUCCUCGUAUCCCCCGCCCCUUCAGCAGACCGGACUGCCUCCACCUCCCCCUCCUCCCCCACAACAGACUCAACAGGGCCAGGCUCAGGCCGCUGCCUCCCAGAUGCCUUCUGGGACUCGUGGAGCUCCUGCAUCCUCGACCCCUUUCCACAGCUCGGGGUACCUGAGCACGGGGUGGCACUGACCCCCCUCCACCACCUCCCCACAACACCGCCCCUGAGAACUCUGCCUGAGGGGGGGCGUGUACCAUAAGCUGUAGAUAUGUUUUCUAUGUACCUGAACACACGGCCAGUGGAAAAACAGUGGAUUGUGGGUGAAAGGACGCUUUUUAAGAAAACAAGAAAACACGGACAGAAAAAUUUUAGAAAAGGACAUCAAAUGAUCUUCAAGAUAAACUGUGGAAACGAAGAUGGACGAUCCCCGCGGUGCUCAGCGCUCCCUCUCUCUCUGGCCUCUGUUUGUUUUUAUAUAACCUCCUUAUGAUGGAGAGAAAGCUCUCCGCUCUGUGUCUUGUUUGGACUCCCAUUGUAAGGCCCGCACUUUGUUUAUCAAUGGACAUUCCAGCCUAUAACCCUCCCUCCCUCCCUCCUUCCCUUCUUCCUCUCCCUCCCUCCUCUUGUCAGUUAUUCCUUUGACUCCCUCCUCUCUCUCUCGUCUCUCGUCGGCUCUCUACACCUUUUUAUUUGUUUAAUCUAGUGGCUCAUUAUAGCAGAAGAAGAAAGCUUUUUGUAUAGAGAAAAAAACACACUUAUUUUUUUUAUUCCUCUGUCUAACAACAAAUAUCUGUUCACCGCUGCAGAUUCAGAAAAGACCCUGUUUCUAGAAGCCUGCCUCCCCGACCUGGGAGGCUGCACUCGUACGUGUGUGUGUGUGAUUGUGUGUGUAUGUGUGUGUGAACGCCGGUGUGUGUGUGUGUGUUGGGGUGAGGAGGAGAAUGGCUGCUUGGAGGAGGUGUGAGACGUGGUGUAACGAGUGCUGUAGUCCUCUGAGGUAGGCGGAGCGGUCUCUCCUGCAGGUAGGACGUUAGCGGUUUAUUUUUGAAUAUCAAUGGUUAUUUGUAGAAAGUGUAAUUUAAUGUAUAGGUGGUUACUCCAGCUUUCACCAAGAACAGGUUGUAAAUACUCGCUUCUUUUCUUUUCUAUGCUUGUACAAUUGGCUCCCAUCCCAUUUUGAAAUAUGGUUGUACAUAUGAACGCUCUUCUUGGCAAAGCUGAAUGUUUCUGUGACUGUAGCAUUAUUUUUAUUUUAUUCCCCCUCUCUCUCUCUCUCUCUCUCUCUCUCUCUCUCUCUCUCUCUCUUUCUCUCGCUCUCUUUCUCUCUCUCUGGAUUCUUCAACUUUGUCUUUUUUUAAUAUUUGUGUGUGAGUGUAUGUUUGUGUGGAGGGGAGAGACUCACAGACACUGCACUGGUUGGCUAUUUUCAUGGUUCAUUAUAAUAAAUCACUGUAAUGACAGUUUUAUACAA
Molecule: messenger RNA, 6868 nt
Organism: Notolabrus celidotus (New Zealand spotty)
Lineage: Eukaryota; Metazoa; Chordata; Actinopteri; Labriformes; Labridae
Gene: kmt2e
Product: lysine (K)-specific methyltransferase 2E
Exons: 25
Coding region: 480-5588 (1702 amino acids)
Molecular function (GO): protein binding
Source: RefSeq, a predicted model, not a curated record